Molecule: messenger RNA, 282 nt
Organism: Letharia columbiana
Lineage: Eukaryota; Fungi; Ascomycota; Lecanoromycetes; Lecanorales; Parmeliaceae
Exons: 2
Coding region: 1-282 (93 amino acids)
Source: RefSeq, a predicted model, not a curated record
AUGGUGGAUAUUCUAUCUGAAAGCAGUGAGGAUGACUGCGAUGAAGCUGUGCGGUGUGGUGCCACGCAGCUAGACGACCCUGGCGUGCCUGAACAACUUGAGGAUCUAUCAGAAGUCUUCUUAGAAGAGCUAUCUAAUAGUCUCAACACGCACGACCAGAUCGAGCACCCGAUCGACCUGCUACCUGGCAAGCUACCCAGAAGUGGUCCGAUUUACAAUAUAUCGCAUAAUAAGCUCGCAGCGAUUAGGGACUACCUGGACACUGCGCUUGAGAGGAAGUAG